Molecule: messenger RNA, 2330 nt
Organism: Capsella rubella
Lineage: Eukaryota; Viridiplantae; Streptophyta; Magnoliopsida; Brassicales; Brassicaceae
Exons: 3
Coding region: 346-2157 (603 amino acids)
Source: RefSeq, a predicted model, not a curated record
GAGAUGCACGGCUGACUUUGAGAGAUGGGCUGUGGGCAAUCUUCUUUGACGGCCCAAUACGUUUGGUGGGGCUUUUCUUCUUGGGCCUAGGAUCAUCCGCGGGAACCCCAUCAGUCCUCUGCUCAGCGACAAUCCGACUACGAGAAUUGCCGGGACUAAAAGGAGCAUUCUAGUCCCGGCAUUAAGUUCCUCUUUCUCCCUCCAUUUCCAGUAAUACGCAGCAAGAAGCUAUUUUUUUUUUCCAAAAUUUCUCAGUCAUAAAGCAAGAAGUAUACAUUGUUUCUUCAAAAUCUUACUUUUUCUCACUUAGAUAAGCUCAAAAGCUUGGAUAACUCAGUUAAAAAAAUGGUGAAACCGAAAGUCUUACUAUUUCCCGGAGGAGACUCGCCAGAGCAGAGACCACCGCCGGCGUUAACUAAAGAUCAAACUAGAGGAAGUAGGGUUUACGGCUCAGAUAAUAUGGUAACCAAAGGGGAUUCAGUGGAAUCAGAAGUUACUGAGAAAAACAGUGAAGGGUGUUUCGAAAUCCUAGACCAUAUUGAGAAAAAAGCUUCAUCAAUUUUCGAGUUUUCGCUUCAGUUUGUCGACUUGAGUGACUCGCUGGAGAAGGAGGAGGAAGAACGACUGAGGGUGUUUGAAGUGAGGGAGAAGGAGCUUGGUUCGCUUGAAGAUUCAGUAUUUCGUAGAUUGAGUGUUUUAGAAGAGAAAAAGAUAGAUUUUGAUAUGAGACAGGUCAUUGAAGCAACCAUCAUGAUGUUGGUGCUUGAGAAGCAGAGUGAAGAAGCAGAGAAUAAUAAGCUUAGUUUGCUUUUCGAUUCGACUACAAAGGAACUUGAAGGUUUGAUGACUGAGUUUCAAGGUAAGAAAGAGGAGGCUCGCCAGAUGUCUGAGUUAAUCCUUGAGAAAUUAUCUGAGUUAGAAAAGGCAAAGAUGGAUUUUGAUCUUAAACAAAGGGAUGAGACUGAGAGACUGAACAAGGAAAGUGAGGCAAGGGAGAAGGAGCUUAAGGCACUUGAGGAAGCUAUCAAAGAGAAGACUGCUGAGUUGAACGGAAAGGAGGAGACUUUUGAGCUGAAAGUGAAGGAAGAAGCUGACAAAGUGAGAGAGGAGACUGAACUGAGGAGGAACGGUCUUGAGAUUAAGGAGAAGACAAUGGAAAAAUUGUUGAAAGAGCUUGAGUUGAAGCAGAUGGAAUUGGAAGAAAAAUCAAAACAACAACUUGUAGAAGCAGAGUCUCGAAAGAGAUCAAACAUUGAACUUGGGCCGUCCUUGUUGGCAAAUAAUGAUAAUGAUGGUGCUUCGCUUACUCACCAAGCAAAAAAACAGAAAUCUCAGGAAGCAGGUGAUGGAGACAUUGAAGAAAUUGUCUGCACCGAAAAAAGUUAUGAGGAUCCUAAAUUGUUUACUUGUCCUGAUAGAAGGAUUAAUAAUUUUAGCAAGUCAAUGAGCUCUUUUGCUGUUGAUCAAGUUUGGGCGUUAUAUGAUCCCAGAGAUGAUAUGCCCAGGAUCUAUGCUCAGGUCAGAAGAAUUUUUGAUUCCCAUUCGAGUUUGGAGGUGACAUUACUUGAACAUGUCAAAACUGCAAAAGAUACAAAAGCUAUUCUAAGUGGUUGUGGGAGAUUCGAAUAUGGAGAUACAGAGAUCAAGAAUCACUUGAUGUUUGUUCAUGAGAUGGAUCACAUCGUAUGUGCCAACAAUGUCAUUAUGAACCCAAGAAAAGGCGAGACGUGGGCUCUUUUCAGAGAUUGGAAUGUAAGUUGGAACAGUCACCCGGAUCUGCAUGAGCCUCCUUAUAGAUAUGACUAUGUGGAAGUCAUCUCUGAGUUUGACGACCUUCUAGGCAUUGGAGUGGCCUAUAUGGGGAGAGUUGAAGGAUUUGCAUCGGUUUUUACCCGUGAUGAACAGCAUGGAGUGAUCAAGAUCAUAGUCUCGCCGGGGGAAAUGCAGAGGUUUUCUCAUAAAGUUGCAUCGGUUAGAUUGAGCGGAGAUGAGAAAGAGGGAAUCACAACUGGGUCUUUCGUGCUAAACCCUGCUGCUACCCCAAGCUACGAUUCUGUGUUUGAGGAGGUGAUGGAAAUUCAAAUACUAAGUGGUAAAGCUCCAACGGUGGUAAAUCAAGAUGGGUCUACUAAAGAUCUGCCCAUUAUAUUAGAUUAAGUAUUCAAGUCUUGCUGUGCACCUUUCUUAUCUGUAAUGGCUUUUGAGGUUGCAGGAAGUAGUAAAACAGUAAUUGUUUUGGUUCACGUUUCUUUGUUCUCUACGGACCUGUCUAUCAUUUGAACUCCAACCAACUUCUUUUGUUAAAAAUGGAAGAGAAUGCUUUAGGAAAA